Molecule: messenger RNA, 2114 nt
Organism: Bradysia coprophila
Lineage: Eukaryota; Metazoa; Arthropoda; Insecta; Diptera; Sciaridae
Gene: fs(1)K10
Product: female sterile (1) K10
Source: RefSeq, a predicted model, not a curated record
UACCAACAUUAUAACGAAACAUUGACUUUCGUUGAGUAAAACAUUCAUUCAUUUCGUGCUUCCAUUCGGUGUGUUAAUCGGACCUACGUUUUCGGAUAAAAACAUAAUAAUUGAAAACAUCAAUCGCUAACAUGGCCAUCGGUAACAAAAGAAUGGCCAAUCGACCAGCAAACGGUCAUAAUAUGAGAAGAUUUAAGCCUGGUAAUAGGCAGAUGAAUAUGGGCGGAAUCGGCGCCAUGUUCAAUAUUAUUAAUAAUACAAAUCAGAUACCAUCGAAUGGCUAUUUGGAUUUUACUGAGCCAACCAGUAACAAUAUGUCGAAUAAUACAAAUGCCAACGGUCAAAAGCAAUCCAAAAACAAUGCAAAUGGCAGUGCAACAAACGGUAACAGCAAUAAAAAUCGCAACAUGCAGAGAAGAAACAACAACAACGGUCAACAGCGGUCGUCGAAUGGUGGGAUGAACAAUAAUAUGAACGGAAAUAAUCGUUGGGGCAAUAACAACCGUGGAGGUAUGGGCAAUAACAAUCGCAAUAAUAACAAUAGACAAGGCGGUAAUAUGAUGCUAGGUGGCCAAUUCAACGGACCACCACGUAUGCAUCCGAUGGUUGGACCCAACGGUCCAAUGCUGCCGCCGAUGUUACCGCCACUACCAAUGCCUAUUCAUAACAUGAAUGGACGAUUUCCCCGACCACCACCAAUGGGAAUUGGUAUGGGACAGGGUCCGAUUCGACCUCCAAGUUUCCGUAUGGGUCCAGGUCCAUUUUCGAACAGAGGAAUGAUGCCCAGAAAUAAUGCAGGUGGUCCAAUCAGAAGGAAUAAUAAACUGAGCGGCGGCAUGGUAAAUAAAAAUAAUCGACGUAACGGCGGUAAUGCUCAAUCGAGUCAGAAAAACCGCAAAAAGAACCAAAUCAAAAAUGCCAAACGAACAAAUCCGAAUGUUAACAAGUAUGCACUGGACAAACCGUGGGUGAAUGAUGAGAUUAAACAAGCGCAUCAAGCGAAAACUGAUCUGGAGAAUCAGUUGAAAGGCAAAAAGAAUGACGAAAUUUUUGCCAAAUUCAAGGAGCAGAGAGACAAAUUUGUCAGCUUGUAUGACACAGCGAAAGAAGCAUUUGUAACCACGCAAAAGAAGGAUAAAGAGAAAGUUUUGAAAGAGUCGGACACAGGUGAACAAAAAGACACAAAUAAUGAUGUCGAAUUGCCAAUUGCAAGUGCUGCUUCAUAAAUUUUAUGUCAUCCAAUCAAAAGAAAAUCGAUUGAAGACGAUGAAACGAAAACAAAAACAAAAAUUUUGUUCGAGAGCGUUUUUUUUUGUUUUGUUUUUGUGUUAUAAUGAAAAUGGAAAGAAAUAAUUUUUGUGUUAAAGAAGUGAAAUGUUUCUUUUUUGUUUCUCAAUAAUAUUGAACAUUUAACACAAAUCUUUCCAAUUCAAUCAAUUAAUUUAUUGCAAUCAAUUUAGAUAAUUAUUGAUCAAUCCUAAAAUGUACGUUUUUUGUUGGACAGCAUUAAAAAAAAAACAGAAAAAAAAAUCGUCCAAAACUCAACUCAAUUGAAAAUUUAAUAAUUUUUUUUUUGCUCUUUUGUCAUGUUGACUAGAACGUUUGCCGUUUGAAUAUUUUACAAGAAAAAAAAAAUUAAAAUAUCUAUAACUGUCACUGAAAUAAGUAACAAUUAAACCGAAAAAAGGACGAAAGAAAAUGUUUGUUUCUAAAUAUUCUAUUUUGGGCACUAGUUCAACUGUUAGUAAUUUAUUGUAAAUUACGCAUUAAUUUUCCUGUAAACAAUUAAGGUCUAGUUUUAUGUAAAAUUUAGUUUAUAUCAUUUAGUUUACGUGUCUUCUCUAGCCGUUGAAAGAAGAAUGACAGUAUUGGAAUCAAAUUGAAUUGAAUUUACUUUAUUUUACAUUCAUAGCUCCUGUAGCGUUCAUAGCAUUCAUGUUUUACCCGUUUAAACGUUUCCGUUUUAGUGCUACAUAAAUGUAUCAAAUGAAUUGAAUCGGGUUAGCAUUAUAACGACGGAUUGAAAAACGAAUGCAAAAAAACAUGUUUCAUUCGACACAUUUUUGAACUAAUUAAAAUGAAAGACUUGGAAUAAAAUUGUAAGCACGGACAAC